UUAGAAGAUUUUUCAAAAGCCCAUAUGGAUGAAUCUUAUUUCAAAACAAAAAAAUGAAAAAAAAUGUCCCCAACUCCAAGAUCUUCAAUAAGCAGCCAAAAGCUUCCAGUACAGUCUGGUAUACUUCCCCGGCCAGCGACGAUAAUGAUUGUCUGACGCCUGUAAACAAUGCAACAACAACAACAUCGAAACAACAACAGCAACAGUAUAGUAUUAGGAAUAAAAAUAAACAACAACUACUAACCCAUGCUGCUACUGCUCAUACUGCUUUAAAUAGCUUUGAUCAGGCCACAGGCUCGGCUGGUACCGGUAAGACAAGAUGGUUCUUGGGUCUUCAGACUGAGUCGACGACCAAUAAAACGAUAGUCGGAGAUAUUGACCAUCAGAAGGUCAAGCAAUGGAUUGAGUUGUACAAGAAAAAGAUAGCCAAGUUGAAUCACCUGUUGGAAUGUGAGCAGAAAUGUUUGCAAGAGAAAACGAAUGAAUUCUUACAAAUCGUGAAGGAGGCAGACUCGAACCAGGCGACCAGGAUCAAAUCCCUGUACGACCGGAAGACUAAGAAGAUCACGGGCUCCAUCUGGAACCUUCAAAAAAAAUUGACAUCCUGCCAGAAUAAACUGAAGCAAUUCCAGAAGGUUGAGGAGGAGUGUGGAUUUAGUUCUAAAUAUAGGUCAGCGGAAUUCCUCCCCUCCAAGAAGCAUUCUUCCAAAUCCUCCCCAGAGAAAACCAACAUGAAAAAAUCCUCAAAAAUUAAAAAAAAAUUUUCGCUAGGUGUCAGCGAUGACGACGACGACAAUGAAGUUGAUAGCGGUCGCAAACGUGAUGAUGAUAAUGACGGAGGUGAUGAUAAUGAUGCAGAGGAGGAGGAGGAAGAGGAUGACGACGUGGACGGUGACGAUGAGUAUGACGUCAUGGAGGUUGAGUUGUCGGAAGAUGAGGUGGCUGCCCUGUUCAGAGAGUUGGAGCAGGCUAGCCAAGUGAAACAGACCCAUGAAGAGUGGCAGAUGUUGCUGACCGAGACUCGCUACCAUAGCGACCAUCUCGAAGAGCAGAUCAACGACCUGAUGGAACUUCACCAACAGGAAGUCCUCAAUUUGAAACAAGAACUAUCCAGUUUAGAAGAUAAGCUGGAGUACCAGUUGGACGAACGUAUGAGAGAUUUGCUAGAUCUAGUUGAAGCUUGUCAGACAAAGAUGGCGAAACUAGAGAUUCAGCAGCAGCAGCUCCUGCCGAUUGAAGCACUGGAGCAGUUCUCAAUGAAAACGUGCGCUACAAAAAUGGCAAACUUCCUUCUUUCAAUCCUGGCCAUCGUAUUCAUAUUCCUAUCUAUGGACAUCAACUCUUUCAGAUCUCUACUUACGCAUAGAUAUAGGUACUGGAUAGCUGGGUGUAUCAUGAUGGCUUCUGUAAUCAUCUGGAAGCUUCUGCAGUGCCACUACGAAAGCCAUGUGACGUCAUCAUCAACAACAACAACAACAUCAACAACAUCGUCAUCGUUAUCACCCUUAUCACCAUCAUAGUUUCACUCAUCAUCGUCAUCAUCAUAAUCAUCAUCAUUAUCAUCAUCUUCAUCAUUAUUAUUGUUAUUAUUAUCAUCAUCAUUAUUAUUAU
Molecule: messenger RNA, 1611 nt
Organism: Helobdella robusta
Lineage: Eukaryota; Metazoa; Annelida; Clitellata; Rhynchobdellida; Glossiphoniidae
Exons: 10
Coding region: 54-1520 (488 amino acids)
Cellular component (GO): endomembrane system
Source: RefSeq, a predicted model, not a curated record